AUGGGUAAGUGUGUAAUUUUGGUCCGUAAGACUAAACCGAACCGAACAGCCUCGUUUUACUCUUGGGCUUGGAGUCACUUUGUAUUUCCUCAAAGGAAAGUGUUCAGUCUCCUCUACCAGACCGAGGUUGCAAUUGUUGAUCUGAUCUAGUUAAUACUUCUGAUUGCGAUAUGCUUUGCUGAAAUGACCUUGGGCAAAAACACAAAACUGGAUAAAGCGCGCUUCACUCUUAUCAUUACUGCCAUCCUUUCUUCUUUUGGAAGGUCAAUGUCAUGGAUGACGGUCCUGCAAAAUUAAAUAUCAUCCCUGAUCAUUUUCAAGUUCCAACAGCAAGUAUAGAAUCUCCUGAGAGCAGAACAUCAUCUAUUGCCGAACCUGGAACCGAUCAAUCUUCAAGGUCCUCGUGCCGUCAACGGACUCGAAGUAAAUUAAGGACGGCUUUCAUGUUGAACUUGUUUACUCCACAGCGGCUGUCAUGGGGUUCCAGUACUGGAGGUCAGGAAAAGGUUGAGCUAACAGCUGCAGAAUUAGAGUCACUUCGAUCGGAGCUUGCUGAUAUAGCAGAGAGGGAAGCUCACUCGAAAGCUCAGUUGGAACAUAUUGAUGAAGUUUUGCGGUCUGCUCGUCUAUCUGGAUAUUUAUACAUUCGAACUAGAUGGGCAACACUACCAGGAGAACCUCCACCUUUAGAUGAUACUGAAGUAGAUGAUUGGCUUCCUCGUUUUGUCGUUCUCCAUGGAGCAUGUAUAUUUUUAUAUUUGUUGUGUACAGACCUAAGCCCCCAGGACUCAACCCUUCUAUCUGAUAUUGUUGAGGUAAGGAGAUUACCAUGCUUUAAGCGAGAAGAUGGUGAAAUUCAAUAUGCCUUUUGUAUUUUAACUCGUCAUGGAUUGCGCUAUGAGUGCUCAAGCAAUUCUAAGAUACAGGUGGCCUCUUGGUUAUCAGCUUUACAAAGUGACUGCAAAUUGGAAUCUGAUACAUUUUGCAAAGCUGACUACAAACUGGAAUCUGAUACAUCAGUUUCCAAUGGUUCGAUUGAGAUGUAACAUAAUUACACCUUGUUUGGCAUAUAACUUUGGUGUACUGAGCGUGGUUGAUGGCCGAGAAACUAAAAGAGGCCUUGUAUAUCUUUGAAAACACAGGGCAAUCUGGACCUGGAAAGCUUUUGUAACUGUCAGAAAAGGAAUGACAGAUAGGAAAUCACAUUUUGCCAACAUUUGUGGGGGAUUUGUAGACCUAAUCUGUUGUAAUCUGCAAUGCCAUGGCACCCUUUCUUGUUGUUAUAGCCAUAGGUACAAUUUGUAAAUCACCAUCCAACCCGUAACCAAUGGGAAAGCACUAUUUAAGGAAGAUAUGAGAUCGGAAUCAUUUGAGGUGUUUGUUUUAAGA
Glycine soja is the source of this 1389-nucleotide messenger RNA. RefSeq lists its product as uncharacterized. Lineage: Eukaryota; Viridiplantae; Streptophyta; Magnoliopsida; Fabales; Fabaceae. Bases 273 to 1046 code for a protein of 257 amino acids. The record is from RefSeq and is a predicted model, not a curated record. The transcript is spliced from 10 exons.